UGUUUUUAGCAAGGGCGUGCUUCUCAGCUUAUCGUUCAGCUUCUUGUCUGCCAGGGCACUCAGGUGCUUUUCUGUACAGCUGCUUUCUAGCCACUUGGUCCCCAGCCUGUGCUGUUGCAUGGAGUUUUUCUGUCUCUGGUGCAGGACUUUGCAUUUGCUAGUGUUGAACUUCAUUAGGUUAAUAGCAGGAGAGCAGAGACCUUGUGAAAAGUAGUUGUGCCUGGAAUGUGGGCAUGGCCAAAAGGUGGAGUCUGUCAUAGUAAGGCAGUUAAUAAAGCCAUCAGGUUUCAAAAGCUCAAAUCCCAUGUCAAGCAAGGAGUAAACUUACUGAGAAGUUAUUUUGAUCUAAAUGAAUCCCUAAAUGAAUUGAUCUAAAUAAAGCACCCCCCCAAAAAAAAAAAAAAAAACGGAAAAAAAACCCCACAAAACAAAAGCAGAGACCCUCAUUGGAAGGUGAAGAAGGGUGAUUGUUCCUGUGAUUCACAGAAUCUGAAAAGUGGCUUUGUUAAAGUGAAAAUUGGAGCUGUUCAAAUGGGACUAGACCUUCUUGCCGUGUAAUGUAUACAAUAAAUUCUGUAGUCUUAUUAUUACAGUAGAUCAAGAAGGGGGAACCUUGUACAUGAAAGAUGAGAUAGAAAUUAAAAUAGAUGUGGCCCUAGAACAUGGCUUUUACCUUAGAUUAUAGUUUGUUUUUUGUGGGGACAGACAUAGCGUAGUUAAGUCUCUAGCUUGUCAAAAAGUUCAGGCAGAAGCGUCAACUGCUGUUGUCAACAGAAGCAACCUAGCCUGUCCUUCCUGGCUUUCCCUGGUAGGAUGCUCAGUCCUAAAACUGUAAGAAUGGAAACAACACAAGUGGCAAAAGUUGGCUUGGUUGCUAGCAGCAGCAAAAGUCCAGCUGGUUUUCCAUCCUGGUUACUUAUUCCUUCUCUGCAAUAGCCUGUCUUUGUGCUAGGAUAGUUGUUUGUGGCAACACAGUGCAAAUCGGGUUAUAGAUGUGAUCCUGCUGAAAAUUAGUUCUUCUUUUGGAUUAGUGGUCAGUUAGAGUGGAUCCUUCAUUUGUUUUAGUGCUUGACAGCACAUAUGUUUGGGCUGGUGCAAAGCAGUUUUGUUGCAGAGAUAAGAGCAAACAACUGGGCAAGGGAAAGAGUUGAGCAGCUUUUGGCAGGCACUGGAUUGCUGUUGCUGCUUAUUGGACUCUGACUUUAUAAGAGUGAAGGUAGGAAAAGGCUGUUUAGAAUGGAAGUAAUUCUCUGAACUCAGUGAAGUUAUGUGGGAGAAGCAGCUAGAGUCUGCAGCGUGAAAUUAUUUGUCCAGUAGUAGCUGUCUUGAAUGAGUUUGUCUGGGCAGGGGUAAAGUCAUAAGAUAAAACACUCCGAUGUUUGAAAAGGGUGGAGGAUUUGUCCUUUCUGUAAGCUGUUGUCUGAUACACAUCUCUACGGACACCGCUAAGCGCAUAGGAAGCGACAGUGUGCAGGAUGGGAGCUUUUGUGAGUGCUGAGCUUGGGGUGGGAGGGUAUAUUUUAUUGCUUUAUGUGAUUUCUUCCUCUGCAACAGAAUAAAACUGAAAAUUGUGCUUAGUUUGUUUUUGCUUCCAAGACAUCUCGCGCUAACGGUAAAACUGACUGAAACGAGUGGUCUCGCUUGAGACUUGCUCUCGUUCCUGUGCUUGGGUUGCUCACGCGCUGCACUUCUGCGUGGCCUGUGCUGCCUUAGCGUUACGUGCUGCGUUUUGCAUUGCUUUGCCUUUGAGGGGCUGUCUUCACUGUAUGGAAAAGAGGGGCAUCUUCACGUCAGAGCACGCCAUUUGGUGUGGUGUCUUAAUGUGAACAGCCUCGUCAAGAUGAUGCGUGGAUGGAUGUAUUUUGCUUUGAUGCUCCUUGGGGUUACCUCGAGGGUUAGAACUGGCCAGAACAAGCUACAUGAAGCUGCCAGCUUGUGGGGUCCAUAUAAGGACAUAUGGCAAACUGUAAUGAAUGCCAUUUGGAAAAGGCAACCUGAAGCUAUUCAUCGCCUCGACCAGGUUUUAAAGAAACACAAAUCUGACUUCAUUUCUCUCUUCAGAAAUCCGCCAAAGAAUGUUCAGCAGCAUGAGAAAAUUCAGAAAGCAAGUACGGAAGGGGUUGCUAUCCAAGGUCAGCAGGGAACCAGGCUUUUGCCAGAACAACUCAUCAGAGAAGCCUUUAUCCUCAGUGACCUCUUUGAUAUUGGAGAGUUGGCAGCUGUGGAGCUCCUUCUAGCUGGAGAACACCAGCAACCUCAUUUUCCUGGUCUUACAAGAGGUCUUGUGGCUGUUCUCUUGUACUGGGAUGGAAAAAGAUGCAUUGCCAAUUCACUACGAGCCCUCAUACAGUCACGCCAAGGCAAGACGUGGACGUUGGAACUCAGUCAAGAGCUAAUGUCCAUGACAACACGCUUCACAGAUGACCUAAUGGAACACGGUUUGACUCAGAAGAUCCUCACACUUGUGUCUCAAAUUGAUUUGAACAAUGAAUUCGAUAAACUCCAGAGAGAGCGAGGAUUGGGCAGUGAGAAACAUCGCAAAGAGGUUUCUGACCUCAUCAAAGAGUGCCGACAGUCCUUGGCUGAAAGUCUCUUUGUCUGGACCUGCCAGUCACCGCUGAGUAAGGAUGACACUCUAAUCCUCAUAAGUUACUUGGAGAAAGUAACAGUAGAAGCUGAUGGCUCAUUGGACGGUGUGAACUUGUCUCUUCUCAUGGCGCUCCUCUACUGCUUUGAUGUCAGUUUUCUAGAACAAGGCACAGAGGAUCGUGAAGAUCUGAUGCACCGGCUCCCUCUGCUAGCAGAAAGACAGUACAUAGCAACAAUACACACUCGUCUUCAGGAAUCUCAGCCUUGGAAACUACCAGGCUUGCAAGCAACUGUUCGAUUAGCCUGGUCACUGGCUUUACGAGGAAUAUCCCAGUUAUCUGAUGUGACAGCUCUUGCAGAAUUCACUGAAGCAGAUGAAGCAAUGGCAGAGCUAGCGGUUGCUGAUAAUGUCUUUCUGUUCCUGACUGAAUCUGUUGUGGGAUCUGAAAAUUUCUACCAGGAGGAAUUUUACAUUCGCAAAAUUCAUAACCUUGUCACAGACUUCCUUGCACUCAUGCCAAUGAAGGUGAAACAGCUGAGAAACCGUGCUGAUGAAGAUGCUCGCAUGAUUCAUAUGAGUAUUCAGAUGGGUAAUGAUCCACCUAUUUCCCUUCGGAGAGAUCUGGAGCAUUUAAUGCUUUUAAUUGCUGAAUUGUACAGGAAAGACCCUUUUAAUCUGGAACUUGCCCUUGAAUACUGGUGUCCAUCAGAGCCUUUGCAGACAUCUACCGUCAUGGGGUCCUACCUCGGAGUAGCUCAUCAGAGACCUCCUCAGCGCCAGGUUGUCUUGUCAAAGUUUGUUAGGCAAAUGGGAGAUCUCCUUCCCUCCACAAUUUACAUCCCAUACUUGAAAAUGCUGCGGGGACUGGCUAGUGGGCCUCAGUGUGCUCAUUACUGCUUUAGUUUGCUAAAAGUCAAUGGCAGUAGUCAUGCGGAAAACAUCCAAGGAACAGGUGGCAGUCCUGUCUCCUGGGAGCAUUUCUUCCACUCUUUGAUGCUUUAUCAUGAACACUUAAGGAAGGACUUGCCAAGUGCAGACAGUGUCCAGUAUCGUCACCUGCCUCUUCGAGGAAUCACACAGAAAGAACAAGAUGGAUUAAUUGCCUUUUUACAGCUGACCACAGUUAUAGUAAACUGGAGUGAGAAUGCUCGCUUGGCUCUUUGUGAGCACCCUCAGUGGACACCAGUGGUGGUCAUUCUGGGACUUCUGCAGUGCAGCAUUCCUCCUAUUUUGAAAGCAGAGCUAUUAGAAACCCUUACUGCUUUUGGAAAAUCUCCUGAAAUAGCUGCUUCACUCUGGCAAUCCCUGGAAUACACCCAGAUAUUACAAACUGUGAGAAGUCCAGGCCAGAGACAAGCAAUUGGUAUUGAGGUUGAGCUGAACGAGAUUGAGUCUCGAUGUGAGGAAUAUCCUUUAACCCGUGCCUUCUGUCGACUCAUCAGCACGCUAGUGGAGAGUUCAUUCCCCUCUAACUUGGGAGCAGGUCUCCGCCCACCAGGCUUUGAUCCCUAUCUCCAGUUCCUCAGGGACUCUGUGUUUCUCCGGUUCCGCACCAGAGCUUACCGGAGAGCUGCUGAAAAAUGGGAAGUAGCUGAGGUAGUUCUGGAAGUGUUUUACAAAUUGCUGCGAGACUACGAACCUCAGCUGGAAGACUUCGUGGACCAAUAUGUGGAGUUACAAGGAGAAGAAAUAAUAGCAUAUAAACCACCUGGGUUCAACUUGAUGUAUCAUCUAUUGAAUGAGUCUCCAAUGCUGGAACUGUCCCUUAGUUUGCUAGAAGAAGGAGUUAAGCAGCUUGAUACUUAUGCUCCAUUUCCUGGGAAGAAGCAUUUAGAGAAAGCAGUACAAUAUUGCCUUGCACUUCUAAACUUGGCGCUGCAGAAGGAGAAUCUUUUUAUGGAUCUGUUGCGGGAGAGCCAUCUUUCCCUUAUUGUCACACCGCUGGAGCAGCUGCUUCAAGGAAUCAAUCCUCGCACUAAAAAGGCAGAUCAUGUGGUGAAUAUUGCAAGGUAUCUUUAUCAUGGAAACAGCAAUCCUGAACUGGCUUUUGAAAGUGCCAAGAUUCUGUGCUGUAUUUCUUAUAAUUCCAACAUCCAGAUAAAACUAGUUGGUGAUUUCACACAUGAUCAGAGUAUUAGCCAGAAGCUGAUGGCUGGGUUUGUGGAAUGUUUGGACAAUGAAGAUGCAGAAGAAUUAAUUAAUCCAGAUGAGGAGCUGGAGCCUGAAAAGCAGCGGGCACGCAUCCAUCAUGAAACAAGGAUCCAUAUUCUGAAUCUCCUUAUCACCUCUCUUGAGUGUAGUCCUCCCAGCCUUGCUCUGUAUCUCUUGGGAUAUGAGCUCAAGAAGCCUGUCAGCACUACAAAUCUGCAAGACCCAGGCGUUUUGGGUUGUCCACGGACUUGCCUUCACGCUAUUUUGAACAUAUUGGAGAAGGGUACUGAAACAAGGAAUGGGCCUACAGCAGUUCAGGAAUCUCCUCAUCUUGCAGAACUCUGUUACCAGGUGAUCUAUCAGUUGUGCACAUGUGCUGACACCUCGGGCCCAACUAUGAGAUACCUGAGGACCAGUCAGGAUUUCUUAUUCACUCAGCUGCAGUAUUUGCCAUUUUCUACCAGAGAGCAUGAGAUUUCAACACUGAACCAAAUGUCCUGGUUGAUGAAAACGGCAGCGAUAGAAAUGCGAGUGACAUCACUGAACCGCCAGCGCUCCCAUACGCAGAGACUGCUGCAUCUGCUGCUGGAUGACAUGCCUGUGAAACCCUACUUGGGUGAUGGUGAAGGCGGGAUAGAAGAUGAAAGUCGGUCUGUCAGUGGGUUUCUCCACUUUGAUACUGCCUCUAAAGUACGCAGGAAGAUCUUAAGUAUUCUGGAUUCGAUUGACUUCAGCCAGGACAUUCCAGAGCCUUUGCAACUGGAUUUUUUUGACCGGACUCAGAUUGAGCAAGUCAUUGCUAAUUGUGAACACAAGAAUGCACGUGGGCAAGUGGUCUGCAACGUCAAGCAUCUACACAGAGUUCUGGUUGCAGAAGUCAAUGCCCUUCAAGGAAUGGCAGCAAUUGGUCAGAGACCUUUGCUUAUGGAAGAGAUCAACACUAUCCUGCAGUAUGUAGUGGAGCGGAAUAAGUUGCUACAGUGCCUCCAUGCUAAGAGGCAUGCUUUAGAGUCGUGGAGACAGCUGGUGGAAAUUAUACUCACUGCCUGCCCCCAGGAUCUUAUACAGGCUGAAGACAGACAACUGAUUAUCCGUGAUCUGUUACAGGAUGUGCAUGACAAGAUCCUGGAUGAGGAUGCAGCUCAGGAGCUGAUGCCAGUGGUGGCAGGGGCUGUGUUCACCCUGACAGCCCAUCUGAGCCAGUCUGUGAAAACAGAGCAGAAACAGCCACUUUCAGUCCCAAUGACGGGACAGUCCCAAUAUGUCUUGAUGCUGGAUGGUUCUUUUGCCUCAUCACCUGGUUCUGAGAGCAUAUCGAUAGGUUUUGCUUCCAUUGGUGACUCCUCCCUUCACAUCAUCUUAAAAAAGCUGCUGGAUUUCAUUUUGAAAACAGGAGGUGGCUUCCAGAGAGUGAGGACACAUCUUUACGGAUCACUGCUUUAUUAUUUACAGAUUGCCCAGAGACCAGAUGAACCAGACACUUUAGAAGCCGCUAAAAAAACAAUGUGGGAACGUCUGACAGCUCCUGAAGAUGUGUUUAGUAAAUUGCAACGAGAAAACAUGGCAAUUAUUGAGAGUUACGGGGCAGCUCUUAUGGAAGUCGUCUGUCGUGAUGCUUGUGAUGGUCAUGAGAUAGGCCGGAUGUUGGCAUUGGCUUUGCUUGAUCGUAUUGUUUCAGUAGACAAGCAGCAGCAGUGGCUAUUGUAUCUCUCCAAUAGUGGCUACCUGAAGGUGCUUGUGGAUAGCCUAGCAGAUGAUGAUGUGACUCUUCAGAGCUUACUCACACCUCAGCCCCCUCUGCUUAAAGCGCUGUACACCUAUGAGUCCAAAAUGGCAUUCCUCACCAGAGUAGCUAAAAGUCAGCAAGGGGCUUUAGAACUGUUGAGGUCUGGUGUGAUUGUGAGGCUGGCACAGUGUCAAAUAUAUGACAUGCGACCUGAAACAGACCAUCAAGGCAUGUAUGGAAUGAGAGAUCCCCCAGUCUUCAUUCCUGCUCCAGUGGAACGCUAUCGCCAGAUUCUUCUCCCAGCCCUUCAGCUGUGUCAAGUGAUCCUCACAUCCAGCAUGGCACAACACCUACAAGCAGCAGGACAGGUUUUGCAGUUUCUCAUUGCCCAUUCAGAUACUAUUCAGGCAAUCCUGAGGUGUCAAGAUGUUAGCGUUGGAUCUCUGCAGGAGCUGGCCUUCCUGACAGGAAUAAUCAGCAAGGCAGCUUUGCCUGGAGUGCUAAAUGAGCUGGAUGUUGAUAUUAAUGAAGGGACGCAGAUGGAGCUACAAGGACAUAUAGGUCGAUUUCAGCGCCAGUGCUUAGGACUUCUAAGUCGGUUUGGUGGUUCAGACAAACUGCGUCAGUUUAAACUGCAAGACGAUAACUCAGAAGGAGACAGAGUGAACAAGAGGGAUGAAAUUGAGUUGGCCAUGCAGCAGAUCUGUGCAAAUGUGAUGGAGUACUGUGAGUCAAUUAUGUUGCAAAGUGCCCCCAGUUUUCAGCACACUGUUUGUCUGUUCACUCCUAGCCUGUCAGAGACAACCAACCGAGAUGGGCCUCGUCAAGAUGCACAAGCUCCAGUGGUUCCGUACUGGCGCUUGCCUGGUCUGGGCAUUAUUGUCUACCUACUGAAACAGAGCACUAAUGAUUUCUUCAGUUAUUAUGAUAGUCAUCGUCAGAGUGUUAACAAACUGCAAAAUGUGGAGCAACUCCCACCAGAUGAAAUAAAAGAGCUGUGUCAGUCAGUUAUGCCAGCUGGGGUUGACAAAAUCUCCACUGCCCAAAAAUACGUUUUGGCAAGGCGACGCCUAGUGAAGCUAAUAAACAACCGAGCCAAACUACUUUCUCUCUGUUCUUAUAUUAUAGAAACCUGUCUCUUCAUUCUUUGGCGUCACCUGGAACACUAUCUACUGAACUGCAUACCCACUGACUCCCAAGACCCACUGCUGUCUUCCAGGACAUCAUUUAAGAGAGGAAGACUGCAAGAUUCCUUUGGUUCAGAGCCCAACUUGGAUUUCAGCAGUGGCCUGAAUCGAGUGAGCCAGCAUGAUAUAGAUCAGCUUCAGAUAGAAGCCACAAACAGCUUUGGUGAAUCUCUGCAGAAGAAGCUUCUGGACAUCGAGGGGUUAUAUUCUAAGGUUCGGUCACGCUACACCUUUAUUCAAGCUCUUGUUAGACGCAUCCGUGGUCUCCUAAGGAUAUCAAGGACUUAAAAGACUGAUAAAGGAUGCUUGUGCCUUGAAGCAGUGCACUUGGACGGGCCUUCUGGAUCAUCAUAUUUUAUAGAUCAUACAUUUUCUAAAUAAUGUCAGAAAAAAUGUUACCUUUUUUAUUAUCUCUUUGGAUAAGUUUUGUGCAUUCUUUCCUACUGCUCCCAACUUGAACGGAAAAAUAAAGAAUUGUUUUUAAG
Messenger RNA from Cygnus olor (mute swan), 8139 nucleotides. RefSeq names its product nucleoporin 205 (gene NUP205). Gene Ontology annotation, biological process: nuclear pore organization. Lineage: Eukaryota; Metazoa; Chordata; Aves; Anseriformes; Anatidae. The record is from RefSeq and is a predicted model, not a curated record. Gene Ontology annotation, cellular component: nuclear pore; nuclear pore inner ring. Bases 1841 to 7942 code for a protein of 2033 amino acids. Gene Ontology annotation, molecular function: structural constituent of nuclear pore. The transcript is spliced from 43 exons.